Molecule: messenger RNA, 222 nt
Organism: Ascochyta rabiei
Lineage: Eukaryota; Fungi; Ascomycota; Dothideomycetes; Pleosporales; Didymellaceae
Exons: 1
Coding region: 1-222 (73 amino acids)
Source: RefSeq, a predicted model, not a curated record
AUGGAUCUGGGCUUUCUUCGCACUUGCGAAGAGUUCCACAUUCGAUCGCGCAACAUUCCAGCAAAUUCAAAGCUAGCCAAGAAGCUGCUUCUUUGCGGACAGACGAAAAAGCGGCGACUGUGUGGGCAGCAGCAGUCAGCGCUUGGCAUUCAUGGUUCCGUACUUUCUUGCAAGGCAACUCUUGCGCCGAUUCUCAUUUGCGGCAUCCAAGUUGGUGUUUGA